Vespa velutina is the source of this 2496-nucleotide messenger RNA. RefSeq names its product anther-specific proline-rich protein APG-like. The transcript has 4 exons. The record is from RefSeq and is a predicted model, not a curated record. The coding region runs from base 294 to 1010 and encodes 238 amino acids. NCBI's taxonomy places the organism in Eukaryota, Metazoa, Arthropoda, Insecta, Hymenoptera, Vespidae.
AGUACAGAACAAGGAAUUGAAUCUUCUUAACCGCUACCAUUCACGUAUGAAAGAAAAGCGGAGUAGGCCGUUAUUUGGCUGUCGCCCAGGAUAGGUGGAAGCGAAAGUUUAUCGUAUCUACGAUCGAUAUGACAAUGAGGUCCACGAAGACGACAUGUACUCUUCUUCCUGUAGCGAUGAGUCGCGUGGCGAUGUUCUAUAAAUACUUAUGGGGGUCACAAUACCGAAGCAAACACAGUUUUUCUACGACGUUGGUGUCAGUAACAAGCUGUUAGUAGUUACUGCGGGAAAUCAUGAAGUUCAUACGAUAUACAUUGGAAAUAUCAUUGCUUUUAACUGUGGGAAUGGCUAUUACGGUUGAAAAGCGAGAUAAUAGGAAUCCAGCGGUGUCGAAGAAGCAUGACAAAAGAGGACUCGUUGGUCUAGGAUAUGGCCUCCAACAGGAUCAUUCGGAACACGUAGGACAAAUUUAUGGUCCUCCAGAACCAGCGCCAAUUUAUGAAGAACCACCUCCAGAUGCUUUACAUCCUGUACCUGGACAUUUUGAACCGGCACCGGGAUCGCCGACGGCACCAUUUUUGGCACAUCCGGUUGCAGCCGCUCUGCCUAUUCCAGCUCCAGCUGUAGCACACCCGCUUCCGCAGCCUGUACCUGUGCCUGUUCCGGUUCCUAUAACGAAGACCUUAACAGUGCCAGUACCAGUUCCGGUGGAUCGUACUGUUGCAGUGCCAGUGGCCGUUCCAGUCCCAAAACCAUAUCCAGUCCAUGUUGAAAAAAUCGUCCAUGUAGAUCGGCCAAUACCGGUUCCUAUCGAAAAGACAGUUCACAUUCCAGUCGAUAGACCAGUCGCAGUUCCGGUUCCAGUACCAAAACCUUAUCCAGUGGCUUAUGAAAAGGUGGUUCAUGUAGAUCGUCCUUAUCCGGUUCAUGUGGCAGUGCCAUAUCAAGUCCCUAAACCAUAUCCUGUACCUGUGGCAGUGCAUGCACGUUACAAGUGGCACGGUUGGUAAUUUUUCAAACGUGAACUGUCUCUUUUUUCCCACCUCUUUCGUUUUUCCUACAUUUAUCGUGGAAAAUUCCAAUUUUACCUUUUUCCUUCUUUAAGAAUUUGGAUUUUUACAAAAGAUUCAAUAUUCAUUUGAUCUUUCAAAGUCGUUUAUCUACUUUAUUUGUUAUGAUGUCGGACAAAUUUUAUUUAUACAUAUAAUAAAUAAAAGUACAUGAUUUUCUUUUACAUGUUAGAAAAUCGUGUCAAAAAAUAGGAAAAAUAUUCUUAUUUUGUACAUAAAUGCACGCGCCCUUGUUCUUCAUGCGUAUCGCAAGUUGAGUUUUUUAAAUUCUUUUUAUUCGUAAAAAGUUAUGGAAAUAGGCAUCAAAAUGACUCUACUUUUGGAUUUUACUUAAGUGUCCUGUGAAGUUCCAAGGUGCAUUCUGUAUAAGGAACAUCUAUCGAACGAGUUACGUUGAACAUCAAUGGGCCAAUGAGAUGGCAUAGCGUGUCCAGCAAAACCCUAUGCCCCUCUUUCUUACACCUCGAACGAAGUUUCGAACGAGUUACUUCGUGGGAAAUAUCACACCUAACUGAGCUUUUAUGAUAGACCUGAAUCGUAUCGAAAAAGACAAGUCGAAAGGUUGACCUUUUUACGUAACAAUUCUCAUGCAUUCUUGAGGAACCGUAACGGUGCUUCUACCACCACAGCUGCAACCAUUUAAAGGACAGAAUAAACAAGAUCUAAUCGAUGAUCAACGAUAUUGUAAACCAACGCUCAAGACGUGAAGAAGCUUUUAUAAAAACAUAGGGCUCAUCACAUCCAAGCAUAGAUUUAGAACGGAUCUUGAUAUACAUUAUUCAUUAAAAAUUAUAUUUGAUCAGAAUUAAAGAAUAACUAUAGUUUUUAAUUUCUUUAUAGAAGGUAAUUUGGUUGUCGAUUUAAUUCAGACCUUUGUUAAAAAACAAUACUCAAGUUAAAUAACUAUUUUGUUUUGUUUUGUUUGUUUUUUUUUCUUUUAUAUGUAUACAUGCAAUUAUAUCUUUUGUAAUCACUUUUUUAUCUUUCAUUUAUUUUUACAUUAAAAGGGAACCAAAGAUACUAUAAAGUAGUAAUAACAAUAUAAUAAUUUGCUCCUCGAGUCUAUGUACUAUAGUGCUAGAAACCUCUAGGUGGCUCAUAUUUAAUUAAUACUUCGGCACCACGCGCUCGAUAGGCGUUAAACUUGACACCAAAGACCAAUAUGGUACCCGAUACAGCUCCGCCAGAGUAACUUAAAGAAGACAGACGCAUAUGCUAUCUGUAACUGAAAUUUUACAAAAGGGCAUAACUUUUCAGAAAGAUUGGAAGAACUGUAAUUAUCAUGAUAAUUAUCAUGAUGUAAAAAUGAAACGGAAUAGUUAGACAGAUAUCUAAUUUAAAGAAAUUUUCUUUCCUCCAAUUGGAGACCCCUUGUUUUAAUAACUUUAUUACAAUUAUGUUAUUAAGACGUUAUCCUUUUAUUGCA